AGAAGGUCUUUUUUUUUUCUUUCAAUUGCCCGGAGCAUCGGGAAUUCUGUUCCUCUUCCUAUUUCAAGUACAUACAGACACUCAGUGACUACGGGGACUUGAUCCUGGUGUUUGCACCGCUCGCACCUCAUCGUCAGUUUCCUCCCGCCGAAGUUUCGCGCACACCUACUUUGAGCAAAAUAACGCCAAUUACGAAAGAAGAAAACAUGUCGGACAGUGAAUCUGGUUCGACAAGCAGGUCAGCUUCUCCCGAACUCAAUACGAAGGCGAAGGCUAUCAAGGAGGCGACGGAAGAGAAGCGCAGAAAGAAGCCAAAGGGUUCAGUCGAGUCGACGGAUGCGUCAAGCGUAGGGUCUGGAGAAGAAGGAAACAGUUCUAGUGAAAAUGACAGUGGCGAUGAUGGUACCUCCUCGUCAGCAAGCAGUGAUGCUGAGGCUUCAACGAAAGGAAAGACUAAAAGCGUCUCCUUCAAUACCCAGAAGACCUUCAAGCCGCCUCCUGGGUUCAAGUCGGUGAAAAAGAUGCCUGCGCCGUCUUCCAACGUCUCCUCCCUUCUCUCCAAUCUCCGCGGCAAGCAAGUUUUCCAUAUCACGGCUCCAUCCUUCCUACCACUCUCCAAAGUUAAAGAAAUCUCUCUUGCCAAAGUCCUACAAGGCGAACCAAUUUUGAAACAUGAAGGUGCAAACUACGGUAUUCCGGCAGACGAUCUGAUGCACCAGGAGACUGGAUCCAACUCCGUUUUUCUCUACGACGCGAAGACUGAGACAUACUACCCUACAUCUGCCAGAAAUAUCAAGAGCUAUCACAUUCAGGAGAUGGUUUCUAUUCCAAAAGGUUCUAUGAACAAUAGCGCACCAUCUGAGUCGGUCAAACCCCCCAAACCGCAGCCUAGGCACUUGAAGAUGCGCUUUCGACCGGUAGGAAGCGGAAAUGGACCACCAGAGACCAUUGGCUCAAGUUCGGAGUCAGAGGGAGAAGAACCUACAUUCAAGAUGCCCAAGGCCUUGAGCAGGGAGCGUGAAGAGCGGAAGCGGAAACACGAACUCACAGAAGGCGACGGAAAGCAGGCAGGACUGCCCCGAAAGAAGUCAAAGAAGCAUUCGUUGUCUCAAGAUACUGCGACCGAGCUAUCCUCCUCUCAAAUAGAACCAGUUUCCUCACAAGAUGGAGAGCGUGGCCGCGAGAAAUCCAAGAAAUCACACAAGCAUCGGAACGAGACCAGCGAAGAACGAAGAACUCGUCGAGAGCAGAAAAAGCGCAGAAAAUCGGAGAAGGCGUCAGCCUGAGGUGUCUUUUUAGUUUCUUUAUGUUGGGACGAUUUUCAGAAAAGUUAAUAGACGGAUUAUCGUUUGCUAUGAUGUUGUAGCUGUACGGUAUAUAGAAUGUUUCAUUAUACAGUAAUAGUAGAUAGGUAGUACCUAUGGUGAUAGUUCCGUCCAACGAUUACCCGUGCGAUACUAUAGAGUCGGGUAAACUAGUACUAGUUAGUUAUCUAGUUGCAUAACACUUGGGUUGUAU
This is a messenger RNA of Monascus purpureus, 1518 nucleotides long. The record is from the annotation of a GenBank genome assembly. Lineage: Eukaryota; Fungi; Ascomycota; Eurotiomycetes; Eurotiales; Aspergillaceae.